Xenopus laevis (African clawed frog) is the source of this 557-nucleotide messenger RNA. Its product is annotated as protein kinase C theta type-like. The transcript has 4 exons. The record is from RefSeq and is a predicted model, not a curated record. Lineage: Eukaryota; Metazoa; Chordata; Amphibia; Anura; Pipidae. Bases 300 to 524 code for a protein of 74 amino acids.
ACAUAGAGUCAAAGAUCUGAAGCACCAAUGACCUAAAGCCGUGAACAGACCCGAAGCCGCAAAAAGACUCAAAGCACCGAAGACACAAAGCCGGAGCCGCGAAAGGCCCCAAAGCUAUGAAAAGACCUGAGGUUGAAGUCCUGAAGCUACAAACAGACCCGAAGCUAUGAAAGGAGCCUAAGAGACAGCUAACCCUGAAUAUUUUAUUGGACCAUCAAAAACACGUUAAAAUCUGUGACUUCAGCCUGGUAAAGCAGAGCAUCUUUGAUGGCGACCUAACAACUGGCUGGGCCGGAAUCAUGGAAUACAUGGCGCCAGAGAUUCUAAAGAGAAAAGCAUACAAUGCAACAGUAGACUGGUGGUUGUUUGGUGUCACCAUCUGUGAAAUGGCCACUGGUAUGUCACCCUUCAACAACAGUGACACCAAGGAGCUUAUUAAUUCCAUCAAAUUCUGUGAUCCAGAGAUACCUGAUUGGCUGGAUGAAGAUCUAAAACAUCUUCUGGGACAGCCUGUGCCCAGGUGAUGAUUCAUCAGGUGGCACCUUCCACUAAGCAAG